This is a messenger RNA of Cyprinus carpio (common carp), 4610 nucleotides long. RefSeq names its product serine/threonine-protein kinase ULK1-like. Gene Ontology annotation, molecular function: protein serine/threonine kinase activity; ATP binding. Gene Ontology annotation, biological process: protein phosphorylation. Lineage: Eukaryota; Metazoa; Chordata; Actinopteri; Cypriniformes; Cyprinidae. The record is from RefSeq and is a predicted model, not a curated record.
GAGCGCUAGUGCGCAUGCGCACGCAAGUUUCAAGCUUUGUUUAGCAAGUGACGAUCAAAAUAGCGCAGUAUACGACUCUGAACCUGAGGCUGUUUCUGACAGUUUUCGAAUCUAAUUUAGUACACUUUUGUACGCUUGGUGACAUGCUUUUGAACAAAGUGUUAACAUAAUACGAUCAAGAUGACAGUGACUUUGUUUUUAUUAACAAGCAGGUAGCGAAUGCCGAUCAUGACCGAAGUGUCAGCUUGUUUGGGUGCAAAGCAGCGGAUGGGAAGCGAUACACGGGUCCAGUUGUCCUGUGCUGGGCGCACACACAGAUCCCUCACACCCCGACCUCUCACCUGUAGAUUUACUGAGCAGAUUUAAAGUCUACACGCGAUGGAAAGCGUUGGAAAGUUCGAGUUCAGCAGGAAGGACUUGAUAGGACACGGCGCUUUUGCUGUGGUGUUCAAAGGAAGACAUAAACAGAAACAUGAUUUUGAAGUGGCGGUGAAAUGCAUUAACAAGAAAAACCUCGCCAAAUCACAGUCGCUCCUGGGAAAAGAAAUCCGGAUAUUAAAGGAGCUGAAACAUGAGAACAUUGUCAGUUUACUGGACUUUCAGGAGAUAUCGGGAUGUGUCUAUCUUGUCAUGGAGUACUGCAAUGGAGGAGACCUGGCUGAGUAUUUACACUCUAAAGGCUCUCUGAGCGAGGACACGAUCCGUGUGUUGCUGCAGCAGUUAGCGGGAGCCAUGAGUGUUUUAAGGAGUAAAGGCAUCGUCCAUCGUGACCUGAAGCCCCAAAACAUUCUCCUUUCGUACAGCACUGGGCGCAUGUCCAACCCCAACAACAUCUGCAUCAAACUGGCUGAUUUUGGCUUUGCACGGUAUCUGCAGGGAAACACGAUGGCUGCUACACUCUGUGGCUCUCCAAUGUACAUGGCUCCUGAGGUUAUCAUGUCACAGAAUUAUGAUGCCAAAGCUGACCUGUGGAGUGUAGGGACCAUCAUCUACCAGUGCUUGACCGGCAAAGCCCCAUUUCAGGCGAAUACUCCUCAGGAACUGCGGCAGUUCUAUGAAAGGAACCGGAGCCUGAGUCCCAGGAUUCCACGAGAAACCUCCAGUCACCUCAGGCACCUUCUCCUUGGGUUGCUGCAGAGGAACCAUGGGGAGCGCAUGGACUUCGAUGAAUUUUUCCACCAUCCUUUCCUGGAGGCUAGUACAUCCAUGAAGAAAUCCUCUCCAGUGCCCAUGCCCGCCUAUCCCAGCUCUGCCUCUGGGAGCUCCAGCAGCGGUUCCUCAAACUCUCGCCUCACUCCUACUCAGUCUGAAACUGAAGCUCCGAGGCCCCUCCCUCAAACGAACCCCACACCAUCUCCAGGUUCCCUGCUGAAAGACUCAUCAUCCUCAGACUCUGAUGACUUUGUAAUGGUGCCGGCUCAGUUCACCAGUGAACUAGUCAGUGCAGGAGGGCAGGACAGUCUGAUGCACAGCGGAAGCUUACUGAUGGCUGUGGGUCGGACGCCAUCAUCCUCCCCAUCUGUCAGAGCCUCCCCAAGCCCUUCCAGGCCUCUGGAGUCGUGUGCCAGUAGUUACGCUCAGUCCAUGCCUGUUCCAGUGCCGACACAAAAACACAACUACCAGAGGAUGGAGCAGAAUCUACAAGUGUCUGACAGGACAGAACCACCUGUACAACACUGCUGCUCAAACUGGGUUCCAACAUGUGGGAGAAUCAGGGCUUCCUCAGAAUCAGGAGGAUCCAGACCAUAUCUACCCUCCCCACAGGUGGGAAAUGUUCCGGAAACACCCAAUCAGCCUGAACCUGUUGGCAGCAGGACAGGGUUGCAUACCGCAGAUGUGUAUAAACAGCCCGGUCAGGUCUCUCCUCUCUUCACUGACAUCACAGCCAUGGACAAAAACCAAACCCACAGACUUCGAGGUCAUCGGCACAAUCCAGAAUCGGUUGUGCACAGAUGGGAUUUGGGUCGGCGACCCAUCUCUGGUCAAACUCCAAGUGCAGCGUUGGUUCAGAGAGGCCUGAUCACCCGAAACAAGACCAUGUCUGACCUGAAUGAUCUGGCACAGUACCCAGCUACAGGGCCCCGCGUGCCACUUCUCAGGCCAGCGGAAAGAAGGGACACCGUCAAAAGGUCAUUAAGUACCGGCCGUCUCUCAGAUAAGCUGCUGAAGGCUGUGUUUGGACAUCAGUUUGACACGGGCAGCUGUGAGAGCUUAAAUUCAGAGAAACCCAUGGACACAACAGCACCCCCUGGUGUCAGUGAUGGCUCAGGCAGCCCUGCUGGAGUUGUGUUCAUGCUGGGCUCUCCUGAAUAUGGACACACACCUCCUCACGCCACUCGACCUAGACGCUUCUCAGUGGGCACUCCUAGCCCAACAAGCCCUGGCUGGACCUACGGUCAUUUGCACGAGGCUUACAGCUCACCUGAUAGUCUGCGAUAUGGUUACACAGAUGCCAUGGCAAAAAACCUAUGUGAGGGUGUGGCCUUUGUGCCACCUGAACUGCCAGAGGAGACACUCAUGGAGGAGGGGCAUACAGACUUGCUGAGCCAACUGCGCUUUAUUUUAGCCUUUGCCCACUGCAUCACAGAGGUCGCUGGAACAAAGGACAGUGGGAUUGAAAGGAAUAUGGCACUUGAUGCUUCAUUCUUAGAGCAGAGCAUGGUGGCCGACCAAAUCAGCCUGCUGAGCCGUGAGUGGAGCUCUGCAGAGCAGCUGGUCCUCUAUAUGAAGUGUGCUGAGCUGCUGUCCUCUGCACUUCACACAGCGAUGGCUGGGAUCAAAGAAGGCAAACUCUACCCAUCAGGAUCUGUUAAACAAGUAGUACGUAAGCUGAACGAGAUGUAUAAGAAGAGUGUGAACUCCUGCCGUUCUCUCACUGAGAAACUCCAGCUCUUCUUCAGCAGCAAACAAAGACUGAUGGACCGCAUCAACAGCAUUACUGCCGAGAGACUCAUCUACACACACACCAUUCAGAUGGUACAGACAGCAGCACUGGACGAGAUGUUUCAUCACGGAGAAACCUGUGUAGAGCGAUACCAUAAGGCCUUACUGCUGAUGGAGGGUCUGUCCUUAAUUAUUACAGAGACUGCAGAUCUAAACAAUAUCAACAAAUGUAAACAGUGUAUUGAGCGGCGGCUCUCCUCCCUCCAGCCCAAAGGAUGUGUGUGAUAAACCCUCGUUGUUUUUGCUCUGCAUCAAACCCACAACAUCUACAUCUCAUUUCAUCCCAGUUGACAUUUGAAAUUCUGUAAGAGAAAAAAUCACACUCACCCACUCAUUAAAAAUGUGAUACUUGGCUUCCAAAGCCAAAAAAAAAGGUGAGAAAAGACUUUUCAUAAUAGACAGAGAUGAAAUCUCUAUUGAUAUAUGUAUAUAUAAACAAAAGCAACAUCUGCAGACUUAAACAUCUGUUUUGUUCACAAUAGAUGUUUAAAUGCUUUGACCUCUGAAUCUACACCAAUGCAUGAUGGCACUUACAAUGUUAAAGCCAGUGUUGGAGUCUGAAUGAGUAACAGCUUGGAUGCUUUUCAUUCUGUCGUACUAAAACAUGCCUGUAGCAUUAGUCUCAUGAAGUUACAUGGAAUGAUUCUGUUUUUGAUGGACUUAUUCUGCAUGUUUUUGCAUGAUUCUGAGGAAAUUAUCUGCUGUAUCUGAAGGGAAUUCAUAAUAAUGACUAAUAAUUAAACCUCUGUGGGCACCAGACCGUUGUUAAAAUAGCAGCCGGUGGUGGAUGUGUAGUAUUCAGUGUUACAUCUGUAAGGCUCUAAUGUGGCAAUUGACCAAAAUUGUGGCAAACCUUUGUAGACCUACUGAUAAAGACUGUCUUUGUGCUGUCAUAUGAGGUUGGAAAAAAAUACUUGAGACUUGUAUUAUAUUGACAAUCAUACUGUUAUACUUGUGUGUGUGAUAAAGUGAAGCACUUUAUAAACCCUUUUGCCUUCUAGAUGCCUGAAAAGAACCACUGCAGAGACAAGCCUAAUGGCUCAUUUCGGGUUAAUUAACACCUGAAAGUCAAAUGAAAUGCAAUACAAAGACAGUAUCUUGAGUGUAGCAUUUUAUAUUUAUCUGUUUUAGCUGUCUGUCUGAAAGUGGUGUUUUAGUUUUCAGUUUGCUUUAGAAUCUAUUGCAAGUAAAUGACUUUUGCAGAGCUUGCUGGGAUGACUAGGUCUUUAGCUUUUAUAGUGAUUUGAUAGUGCCUUAAAUGACCUAGCAUGUUUAAUCUCACUGGACACUCAGAGACUUACAAUCUGUUAUACUUCCAGCGUUUCUUGUCAUAUUCAUUUCUUGCACUAUUUUUGCAUUUUCCAAUGGCAAUAACUCUAAAGGUGUUUUUAACUUGAAUGCUAAGAAGUUUCAUAUCAACGUUUUUUAAGGCAUUUAGUCAGUUUUGUAGAAUUAUUGUGAUGAAUGUGCACACAUUUUUUUUAGAAUAAUAGUUCUGUUAAAUUGAGGACAAUUAACUAUUUUGUAUAUGUUGUUGUUGUUACAGUAUUUGUGUUUUCUGGUGUUUUUGUCUUUUUAUUUCCAUUCACAAAGCCGAAAUGCAAAAUAUGUGCAGAAUGCAUGUGGUAUGGUUUUGUGUAAUUGAAUAAAUUUCACUUUUAUAUUUA